Messenger RNA from Anthonomus grandis grandis, 730 nucleotides. Its product is annotated as apolipoprotein D-like. The transcript has 4 exons. NCBI's taxonomy places the organism in Eukaryota, Metazoa, Arthropoda, Insecta, Coleoptera, Curculionidae. Gene Ontology annotation, molecular function: pigment binding. The record is from RefSeq and is a predicted model, not a curated record. The coding region runs from base 116 to 670 and encodes 184 amino acids.
CCAACAUAUCUACUAGUAUUCACAAUAAUAAAAUAUUUAAUGCGACAGAGUAGCUGGUGGCAUUCAUUCGUAACGUUAGACCAUAAACAUAAAUUGGUUAAGUCACAUACAAACCAUGAUAUUUUUUAUUUUUCCGUUACUUUUCUUGCAUUUUUCCUCAGGGCAAGUAUUGAGUUUAGGAAAGUGCCCUACUAAUGUACAACCUAUGCAAGAUUUUAAUGCAACCCAGUAUUUAGGAGAGUGGUAUGAAUAUGCUAGGUACUUUGCUGUAUUUGAAUUUGAUGGAGAAUGCGUCACUGCCACCUAUGGUGCGGGUGAAAAUGGCACAGUUAAAAUAAAAAAUGAGCUAAGAAAUGGCUUAUUAAAAAAUCACCUCUCAAUUACUGGAAUAGCUACUUUUGUUGAAUCACCUACAGUUGCCAAGCUUUCUGUAGUAUUUCCUUCAUUGCCUGUGAGGUUUGCAGCGCCUUACUGGAUUUUAAAAACAGAUUUUGAUUCUUAUGCCGUCGUUUGGUCCUGCGUCCAAAUUUUAGUAUUUAACUCACAAAAUACCUGGAUUUUAACAAGAAAUCGAAUUCCUUCAAAAGAAACUUUGGAGAACGCAUAUAAUGUGCUUAAAACCCAAAAUAUUGCUAAUUUAUUAAGAAAAACCAAUCAAAAAGAUUGUUAGAGUAAAAUUGCUUUUAUUGUUAAAAAUCAUUUUAUAAGUAAAUAUUUCUCAAUAAUUCUA